Molecule: messenger RNA, 341 nt
Organism: Acaulospora colombiana
Lineage: Eukaryota; Fungi; Glomeromycota; Glomeromycetes; Diversisporales; Acaulosporaceae
Source: the annotation of a GenBank genome assembly
AUGGGCCACCACCGUCCGGCGGCGUUAACUCCGUCUGCGGCCAAGACCGCCGAGCUCAUGGAAGCUCGCGCUGAAUUUCGCACAACUUUCGAAGAUAGUCUUGGCUUGCCCAAUUCCGUAACGUUAGAACAAGGCGUUUACUUUCAAGCACCAGAUAACAUUACCGAUCCGGAUUCGUUGUAUCAAAGAUUUCAAACUGUGCUAAAAGAGAUUGUUGAUUCUGAACCCGAAUUGGCCGCUGCGGUUAAAUCGGGAGAAAAGGAGUUGGAGGUUUUGGAGGAACAUCAAAAGGUUAAAGAACUUCUUGGUCCCCCUCAAACACCAAAAUACGAUGUUCCCGA